CUCUCUCCUCCUCUCUCUCUCUCUCUCUCUCUCUCUCUCUCUCUCUCUUCUCCCUGCCUCUAUCUCUUCGCGGCAUCCAUUCAGUGAACGUUGUGCCGGACUAAAAUUACCCCGGUCCGUCGAUCGCUGCGAUCUACGCGCGAGCGGAGUGCUCGCUCCAGCGCGUAGCGUUUCGGAGCUGGUCGCGCGGAGAAAACCGCACCUGACGCACGACGGUUGUGAUGCAUCGAAUGUGUGAAACAGAUAUCGCGUAAGACCGGGCCGAUAUCGUUUCAUAAUACGAUCGAUUGAGAAGUCCUGCUGAUACGUGCUUGGUGUCAUUUUUAACGAGAGGUGCACGUCGUUCGAACAGACUGAUGAAUAGAAAAUCGCGGAGUUCUCUCAAAGUUCAUAUCAAAGUGAAAGUGGCCAAAAGGUUAACAUUGACGAAUCAACGUAUAAAAUCACGUAGUGCUCAUAGUGGAUCUCUCGAAACUUCGAUGAGACAUUUGCUUACUUCGAGGAGAAACUUCAUUGGUUCCUCUCUUCUCAUAUGAGAGACGCGCGAAACUUCAUUGGUUCCUCUCUUCUCAUAUGAGAGACGAAAGGUUACACCUGUAUCGACGCACAUGGGCAUAAUUGGACGAUACUGACACCGCGUACGGUGCACCAAAAGACACGUGGAAUUAUCAAGAAUUCGUUGUGUUUGGAUACUUGACGCGGGUGAUAUUGCUCGUCGCGAAAACAUCGUUGUCCGAGAGAAAUGGGAAACCACGCAUCCGCCCACCAGCCACUUGAAAGAGCUACCAGCCAUGCUGGAAAUGGUCUUCGCUUCUCGAAGCGCGAGAGGUCGCCGGGAAAAAGGAUGGAUCGGCUUCGACGAAGUUUCCGGGACAGUUUCCGUCGGCGGAAAGACCCUCACGUGCCUGAAUCUAGCAAACCUCAUCAGUGGCAAGCUGAUGAGAGUGCAGUGCGUUCAGCUACAUGCGCUUUUCAUGUUAAGUACCUGGGAUGUGUAGAGGUGUUCGAAUCGAGAGGUAUGCAGGUUUGCGAGGAAGCUCUCAAAGUUCUCCGAAAUUCAAGACGAAGACCGGUACGAGCGAUACUUCAUGUAUCCGGAGACGGGCUGCGCGUCGUCGAGGAUGAAACAAAAGGGUUGAUUGUCGAUCAGACAAUCGAGAAGGUUUCAUUUUGUGCGCCGGACAGAAAUCACGAGAAGGGAUUUAGUUAUAUCUGUAGGGACGGCACGACGAGGCGGUGGAUGUGUCAUGGAUUUUUAGCGUUGAAAGAAUCGGGAGAGAGAUUGAGUCACGCAGUGGGUUGCGCUUUCGCCGCGUGCCUCGAGAGGAAACAGCGAAGGGACAAAGAAUGCGGUGUUACAAUGACUUUUGAUUCGAAGACUUCCACCUUCACGAGAAGCGGUAGUUUUAGGCAACCAAGUCUCACGGAACGAUUGCAAGAAUCGCGCGAUCGUGCAGUAGAUGUUCCUCCGGUUAAGCAGGUGUACAAUCCUUUCGCGAUCGAGAGGCCACACGCUACUCCAUCUAUGCUGGAGCGACAGGGUUCCUUCCGCGGUUUUACGCAAUUAAAUCAAGCAUCUCCGUUUAAGAGGCAGCUCAGUCUACGAGUUAACGAUCUUCCUAGUAAUCUCGAACGCACACGUAGUCACAGUCUCGAACCGACGGAUUUGUCGCGAAUGCCAUCAGCGCUUUCGCACAUUGUACCUUUAAAGCCCCCAGAGUUCGAAGGAUAUGACGAAGUGAGUCCAAUACCGGAAAUAUCUCCCGGUGGUCAGGACAGCGUCUCCGCGAUGUGUCAGCAGCUUUCUCGAGGGCUUUCUCUGCUCUCGAGCAGCGACGAUUUCGGACCAAUGCCAUUAUCUUAUGCUGCGAGCUCUAUCGCCAAGCAGCUUUUUACAACUUCUCCAGUCACGAACAGCAAUUCGUUGGAUGAGAUAAAACUGCAGAACGGCCCCAGUAUUAAUAACAAUAACAACAACGAUAAGAAUGAUGAACUCAGCAGUCUGAAUCAUGUCGGACCCAGCUGGCAGGAAUCGGCAUCCCCUGUUCUUGCGUCGAAUCACAGGCUGACGCCCAUCCUUAAGACAAGCAACCUGAGUCCCGUUCUUCCAAGGACGAAUGCGCCCACUCCAGUUGUUAUGAGCGCACCUGUUUCCUCCAGUGUGGGUGCUUUCGGCACGCCACCGUCUGCAGCGAGUCCUGCUUUCAGCACGGCUUCUACAUCCUCUUUAGGAAACACGUCUACGCCGGCCGUGAACAGAUCGCCAAUUCCAAUAAAUUCAGCGAUAACUCCGAAAACAAAUUCUCCCAGUACCAGUACAGCAUCUGUUUCCCCGGCCAGUACGACUGACGUCGCUCAAGUUUCAUCGGCAACCGGCAUUCCAACAGCUUUAGUACAACCACUUUCCACAGCAGCUGGUUUACCAAAACCAGAACAAUGGUUGGGUAGCAUAACCGGCUCCGUGCCGUCGCCGGCGCCGCAACAGACUAGUCCUCGACGAGCACCCCCUCUUCACGCGAGGGCGCAUUCGCUCGGGUCGGCUGCAAUGAGCCAGACUUCCAGAGGAGGACCUUCCGAUCCGUUUGACGUCGAAUGGGCGGAAAUCGCCGCCAGAAAUCUAAGGCAGUCGACCACGACGAAUCCCUUCAUCGUGCCGAACGCGACCCAGGCGUUUCAAGUACAAUUGUAGCGUCAGGAGUUUAUUAAUAACGUCGCCAAGUAUUUCCGCUCGAGUACAUAGCGGCCGCACGCCCGCUCGCGCUUCGAUCCCUCACACGAUCGAAAGUACUACACAUGAAUCGCGUAGCCUCGACCGCGUGAUGACGCGGUCUGGUUUCCGGUUAGGUAGCACGUUCAACUACGAGUCGCUGGAAAGAUCGAUAAGAAGCCGAGGGCGGAGAAAGCGCGACGAUACCUUUUGUCGAGUCGGCGUUUGAUAGCAACGACGGUAGCAGCGAACUGAACCAGCACAAAAGUCUCCGUAAAAUACUUUCUAGAUAGAUAAGUAUACGCGCACAGCCUUAACGACCUCAGUAAAAGCAAAAAUAAGACACGCAUAAACGCAUAAGCAGACAGGGGACACAAAGUUUCACGCACCGAUAAUAAUAGGCUACAUCUCGUUAAUCGAUUAAGAAGAAGCAAUAGAUGUCGCGAAGUACACGUACGAGCAUAGUUCCCGACGGUACCAAUAAUUAUACUUAAAUGUUUGUCACGCGAUGUUGUAAUUGGAUAUCCCAAUUAUCUUGAGUAGAGUUAGGCUCGAACCGAGCGGUUAUCGUCGUUCUGCAUGAAAAACGAAAUUGUAUGCACCCAAGAUUACGCUGCACCUUUACUGUUUUUUUUUUUCCAAAAGAAAAGUAUGUAGUAUAGUUGUACUUCGUGGUCGUACCGCGACCCGGAUCACGAAGUGAAGUACCUUCCUCUGGAAGGGAACUUGCAUUUCCGGCGGGCUCACCCGGCUCAGACGAGCGCGAAUAGACACGUUUCGCUGAACGUGAGAUGUGGCUAUUUCGCAAGGGGAUUAACAUCCAUGAGAGACUGUGAUAUUGACGUGAAGUGGCCAGUACUUAAGCGAACAGGUUCGAAUAAAUUAUCAAGUAUCGUGAGAAACUUGCUGAAGGUCGUUGCGCCGCGUGGUAGCAGAGGAUGAGCGAUCGUGAGCUCGGGUAUCACAGACUAUCGUCCCGUAGCCGGCAGAAAAACACCCUAGAUUAUUUAAGAUUAGCUGUUGAAGGUUUAGCGGAGACAGUACGUGUCUUGCAUUAUCGUUGUCUAUUAUACACACGAUCGUGUUGCAUUUAUUCUAAGGACCGAGGACUGCGGGAUGAUAAUGUAAGAAAUCCUCGCACGAGGACGACGCUCGCGGAACGAUUUCUUCGAGAAUCUAGAUGCGAGACGGUGCUUCCGCUCUGUAAUAAUACAAUAGUUGCGAAAAUUGUUUGCUGAGCUGAUCCUCAGAUGCGAGUUCAUAUCUAUCUACGAACUAAUCGCGGUCGACGAUGUACGUCGUAGCGAAUUAACGGGUUUCCUCAGUCCCAAUUAGUAAUUGAUAGUAUCCCGUGAAAUAUCAGUAUUGCGCCUCGCAGCUUUCUGUCUUUCAAGCUAACGGCUGCACUUUCGGUUUUUCGAAACGGAUCGAGGGUAAACAUCGAGAAAGGCCAAGAAAGAUAUUAAAAGGGAUAACUGAGGCAUGUGUAUGCAUUGUACAUAAAUUAAUUAUAUAAAGCGUAACGCGUAGGAGGAGUAUAAAGAAAUUGCAGAGAACGUGGAAAUCAUUCAUUAAGUCGGCGACUCAGCAAUGAGAAGAAUUUUUCCAUCAAGUUCAAUCGAAGCGUACAAUCGAGCUUCCAUAUUUUUUUCCUCUCUGAAUCUUACUUGUCUUUUAAGUUUUCUUUAGUUCUCACUCAUAUUCUAAUAAUUUUCAUCAAAGAUAGGGGACAUGGAUGGAAACUCAGAGGAAAAUCAAAAAUAGGCAAGUCAAUUCGAUUCUGAUGAUGAAAAAUAGAGAAGCCCGGCUGUAAUAGUAUCUUAUAAAAUGACUUGUAUAAUAACGAUGCAUCGUAUUCGUAUGAUGUCAACUUAUAAUUUAUUUACAUACUUAGUUAGUUGGUCUUAAAGAGAAAUCCUUGCAUUAUUUUUAGGAAAGCAGGUCAAGUGUCACGAACAUUCUAUAAUAAACACAUAUGUAUGUAUUAUACAUAUCUAUGUAGAUAUGUACUAUAAACAUAGGCAUUCCUGAAAGAUUUACACAGCCCAUUUGGCCAUGCGAUUUCAUCGAUAUCGCACCUAAUGUAAUUUAUUUAAUCACGCUAAAUAAAAAGCAUACUUAGAUUGAUAUUCUUCCACACGG
Linepithema humile (Argentine ant) is the source of this 4849-nucleotide messenger RNA. It is a transcript of the gene numb, whose product is annotated as NUMB endocytic adaptor protein. Gene Ontology annotation, cellular component: cytoplasm. The record is from RefSeq and is a predicted model, not a curated record. NCBI's taxonomy places the organism in Eukaryota, Metazoa, Arthropoda, Insecta, Hymenoptera, Formicidae.